GUCAGCUCUUUAAUUUCUGCAGUGAUUACACCAGCACACAGGUCCUCUUCCAGUGCAAGCCCAGUCUGUGCACAAGUGUUUCUGCUGUGGCCCGCAGGGAGCACUUCAACAGGACUCAACAUUUCCUGCGCUGCCAGUGGACACAUUCAGAGCUCAACACUGACACCAGGAGUUUCUUUUCUUUCAGAAGCUGAAGACACACUUUUAGGUUGGAAUACAAGCUCCUACGGAUAUCAUAAAAAAUACUCUACCCCUGCUACCCCUGCAUUGCUGUUGCAACAGAAUAUACUAGAAAACAGAACUUCACAUACAACAUCAGCUCCAGGCUGUGGCUCCCAGGAAGCCCCUGGAGAAUGUGUCUGAGCCCUAACAUUUAACCAAAGGACACCUCUGCAACACCACUGCCCAGACAUCAGUGAUGACCUAAGUGCCCUCUACUGUUCAGCAAUGGGUCAGUCCUCCUCUAUUACACCCUCUCCUAAAAACUGUGGUGAUUUGGCCUCCAGCUUUGACAAGUUUUUUAAGGAAUUCAAGACAGAAAGCAAAAUCCUCUCUCAGGAAACCAUCACAUCGAUUCAAUCACACCUAAAGGAAGGCGACCUUCAGAGAGCAGUUUCUGCAAUUAAUGAUGCAUUGAGAGAUAUUGACAAUGCUCCACUGAGCAUUGCUGUGACUGGGGAGUCUGGGACAGGGAAGUCCAGCUUCAUCAAUGCCUUGCGGGGAGUGGGGCAUGAGGAUGAAUUGGCUGCCCCCACUGGGGCAGUGGAGACAACCUUGAACAGAAUUUCAUACAGACACCCAAAGUUUCCCAAUGUGACAUUAUGGGAUCUGCCUGGCAUGAUGUCUAUUAACUUAAAGCCACAGAAGUAUCUGAAACAAAUGAAAUUUGGUGAGUAUGACUUCUUUAUUAUCAUCUCUUCUACACGCUUCACAAUCAAUGAUGAGCAUCUGGCUAUGGCAAUUAAAAAAAUGAAGAAAAAUUUCUACUUUGUCCGAACUAAAGUGGACAGCGAUUUACAUAAUCUAAAACUGAGUAAACCCACCACAUUCAAUGAGCAUGAAAUCCUGCAAAAGAUCCGCAAUGACUGUGUGACACAGCUGCAGAAUGCCAAUAUGGGUACAACUCAGGUCUUCUUGAUCUCCAACUUUGAUUUGUCGAGCUAUGAUUUCCAAAGCCUAGAGACUACCCUUCUGAGGGAGCUCCCAGCCCACAAGCGCCAUAUCUUCAUGCAAUAUAUGCCCAAUGUCACUGAGGCUGCUAUUGACAAGAAGAAGGAUUCUCUGAAACAGAAGGUAUGGCUGGAGGCCCUGAAGGCUGGAGCAUCAGCCACCAUCCCUUUAGUGGGCUUGAUCAAUGAUAAAGACAUGGAAAAGCUGGAGGAAACUUUAACCCUCUAUAGGUCUUACUUUGGGCUGGAUGAUGCAUCCUUGAAAACUGUGGCCAAGGACUUGAAUGUGUCAGUGGAGAAACUCAAAGCAAACCUUGUGUCUCCCCAUUUGCUGUCAAUUGAGAAGGAUGAUGAAUCCUUAGGGGGCAAACUGUUGAGAUAUGUGGAAAUAUUCUGUGCUGUUAGCGGAGGAUUUAUUGCCACUGGUAUUUAUUUUAAAAAGAGUUUCUACUUGCAAAAUUAUUUCCUUGAGACUGUAGCAAGUGAUGCAAAAAUUCUUCUUAAAAAAGAAAUUUUUAAGGACUUGGAGGACUCUGGGAAAGCCUAUCUACAUCAGUAUGUUGGGGAUGAAAAUGGGAAAAGUGAGGCAGCCAUCUCCUGAAUUAUUAUCAGUGUUGGUAUGACACUUGUGCCUAAAAAGUUGACUUAGUGCCUCCCUGAAGCAAUCCUGAUCCAUUGCCCUCAGGGAGUUCACAGACAUUUCCAUAACUCAUUCUUGAACCAACUACCAACUUAAUGACUAUUAUUUGAUAGUGUGAGAAACCAGCUCUCAAGAAUCCUUCUUUUACAUGAUCCUUCUUGGGAAAAUGAAGGGCAAGAAUCUGAAAUUUUCUGUUUAGCAGAAAGAAUAACUCUUUUUGUGGUGGUUACUUCAUAUUCAGCCCUGGUCUUUCUAUUGACAUAGUUUAAAAAAAUAGCUGUGCACACAG
This is a messenger RNA of Hyaena hyaena (striped hyena), 2098 nucleotides long. RefSeq names its product T-cell-specific guanine nucleotide triphosphate-binding protein 2-like. Gene Ontology annotation, molecular function: GTP binding; GTPase activity. The record is from RefSeq and is a predicted model, not a curated record. The transcript is spliced from 4 exons. Gene Ontology annotation, biological process: cellular response to interferon-beta; defense response. Gene Ontology annotation, cellular component: endoplasmic reticulum membrane. Lineage: Eukaryota; Metazoa; Chordata; Mammalia; Carnivora; Hyaenidae. Bases 448 to 1770 code for a protein of 440 amino acids.